CCGCCCGCACGCGCGCCAGAAUCCCUGGCCUGCCUUACUCCGAAUUCACUCAUCCUCGUUCCGCUCCUCGUGGAGAUCGGACGUGGACGCGGGGAUCUCUACGUGCAACGGUAAACGAUCAACGACAGGUAAACGUCACGACGAGUGUUAUUGCGGCGACGAGAGGCGGAGAGUGGUAGUGAUCCACGCCGGAUGCGACAGCCCGUGAACGGUGCCAAUUGCGUCCAAUUUGUGUCCGAGUAGACGAUGACGAUCUUCGAUAUCGGAAAAAGACGCUAGAUCUCGUUGUGAUUGAAUAAAGAAGAAAAUUUUGAAAAAACAAAUGUGCACCGUUCGAGGGAAGAGUGAAUGCGGAACGAAAGGGAGGUCUUUUCUUGCUCUUCAGAAGUGCCUGGAGAACUAGAGUGCUUUGCACUAGGACACAGAAGUGCCGCGCAAACAAGGUUCUCGUGACAUAUAGUUCGUUCAACGGCGAAUUAUAAUUCGUUUUCAUAGAGCAGCUGAUUAGAGCGUCGGGGUUUACGUUCGUUAAGCACAAUGAAGUACCGGCGGCUUUGAAGUUGUCGAACCGUAAAUCUCCAUGUCGGGAUAACGAAUUUUCGGUAAACGCUCGCCCUUCUUUCGCUUUGAGAGGAGUGCUGAUUAUACGAAGGUACGACAAGGUCGGUGAUUUAUGGCGGAAAAAAGGCCAGAGAGAGGCUCUACGAGGGUGCGAGAAGAACGGAAAUUAGAUAUGCACACCUCGUGUAUAAUCAUGUAAUCGCUGCAUCGAAUCCGAGGCGUGUUGGUUGACGCAAAGUAUCUGUUCAAAUUUCUCAACAUCAGCGAGACAUGGAGCUUCUCCGGUUAUUUUUAAUAAGAUCAUGAUCAAGAAGCUAAGCUGCGUCGAUGGUCACUUCAUCUUUGAGUCAAUGAAUAUAUAUAUUGAACAUAUACGCCGUUUGCAUUAUAUUCCUAUAAGAAAGAAAGCCACUCAGUUAAUAGAAAAUUAAUUAAUUAUUCUAAACCUGGCACAACCAGGAGCAUCUUAAUCUUCAUCUUCGACAAGCCUUCACCUUCGACAAGCUUGAAGUCAUAAUCGAGAUGGAUCUACGUCUCUACUAAGCAACUAAAUAUCGCAUACAUAUAUCUAGACGUCCAAUCAAUCUCUCGUGGAUAGGUCGCGACAAAUCGAUGGGACUCGGGAACAAUCGACGUCUACGUCACCGGCAUCAUGUCCGGUUGGCCGUGGACGAUCGGCCGUGCAUCAUCCUCGCAGCAACGAGCGAUCGCAUCGAGUCGCCGCGAUUCCGGAUGCCGAGGUAAUUUCUCGCCGCGCGAGAUAACUCGCGCCGGAAGUGUUCGCGAGGUCGGCAGCCCUCGUCCCUUUCUUCGCUGCACCAGGUGGACAACCGCAAGAGCGGCGCCUUCCGAUAACCGGAAAUAGACGGCGAGACGUAAGGUACAUGGCGAGUUUCGGGCCGCGGUCUGAGAAGAGUGAAACGACAAGUGAGACGCGAAGGUGAAAUAUUGGACGCGACUUGGGGAGGAUAGUACAGGAUAGUGAGAUAAGGAUACUCGUGAUACACGCCGCUCUCUCUAUUCAAGUUAGUGGUAAGCUUCGGCGGUGAAUCCGAUCCGAGAAGGAUUACAGUAAGAGGGUAUGAGGAAGAAGGAUACGGAGGAUAGCACGUAGCGCGAAUGGCCCCUUCUCGUUUCGGAGAGAUGCGGCGCUAUCCACUGCAUAUCAACGUAGCCCUCACCAUCGUUCUAUCGGCGAUUUGUGCAACCGUUGUCGUCGUCGUGCGUGCUGCCAAACAAGAGAGAGAGGUCUGGUAUGAAGCGGCGACGCGGGCGAUUGAGGCGCGGAUCAGGGCGGCAGCGAGUUCCAGCGUGAGCGGCACGACGCCGCCGGCGGGGGUGGCGCGCGGCAUCGUCCUCUUCGUCGGCGACGGCAUGGGGAUGAGCACCCUGACCGCGGCGAGGAUUCUUUCGGGUCAGCGUCGCGGGAAUCCGGGCGAGGAGACGCAGCUCGCGUGGGACAACUUUCCGGCGGUGGCGUUGGCGCGGACGUACAACACGGAUGCCCAGGUUGGCGAAUCGUCGGCAUGCGCAACGGCAUUACUCUGUGGAGUUAAAGCCAAUUACGAGACCGUUGGUCUGGAUUCGUCGGCGCGCUUCGAGGAUUGUAACUCCAGUUUGGAGGCGCGCGUUCCUUCGCUUAUUAAUUGGGCCCAGGCUCAAGGCAAAUCGACGGGCCUGGUUACAACCACGAGGGUCACACACGCGACACCGGCGGCUCUUUAUGCGCAUGCAGCCAGCCGUUACUGGGAGGACGAUGGAAAGGUGCCACCUGCUGCACGUACCUCCUGCAAAGACAUUGCGCGUCAGCUGCUCGAGGACGAUCCCGGCCGUAACAUCACCGUUGUGCUCGGUGGUGGCAGACGUCAUUUCGUACCGAAGGUGACUUUAGAUCCCGAAGACCCGGAUAAGGAGGGCAGACGUCUGGACGGUCGAAAUCUCAUCGAGGAAUGGUCCAGGAAUCAUCGUCGAAAAAAUAUCCCCGCAAAAUACGUCUUCAACAAGGAGCAAUUUGAGAACGUGGACCCGCGAAAAGUAAACCGUCUCUUAGGUCUCUUCGCCUAUUCUCACAUGGACUUCGAUGUCGACCGGAACACGAACGACACCGGCGAUCCUUCUUUAGCCGAGAUGACGAUUAAGGCGCUUCGGAUACUUGCGAACAAUCCCGAGGGAUACUUUCUCUUCGUGGAAGGUGGAAGAAUCGACCACGCUCACCAUUACAACAACGCUUAUCGCGCCCUGGAUGAGACCCUGGCGUUGGAGGAAGCUGUCCAGGCAGUUAUGAAAGAGGUCGAUCUCACGGAAACGCUUCUCGUGGUAACGGCGGAUCACUCACACGUAUUAACCCUCGGCGGACUGGCGACACAUCGCGGGAAUCCCAUAUUCGGCUCUGACAGCAAGUUGUCGGACGUUGACGGACAGCCCUACACAACGUUGUUGUACAGCAACGGUCCGGGUUAUACGGAUCCGCGGACUAUCCUGCGGGAGGCUGGGAAGGAUUCCAUUCAGACGGCGGGUGUGCCGAGGGCGUGGGCGACGCACGGCGGCGAAGAUGUUCCGGUGUUCGCCAUCGGGCCCCUAGCGAGCACCCUGUUCUCCGGCAGCGUCGACCAGAGCUACAUCCCGCACGCGAUCGCCUACGCCGCCUGCCUGGCCCAUCACGCCAGCCGUUGCUCACGGGAUCCUGCAGGCAGCAACGCCAGCGACACAAUGAGCUCCGCGCCGAUAAGCUGUCCCUCGGCGGAGCCCAACAGCGCGGCGAUAUCCAGCGACGUGAUGAACGACCAGGCGCGAAAUCAACCCCCGAAAUCCGCCGGACCACGCUGUUCGCUGGCCGUCCCGUUGCUGCCGCUGCUACUGCCGCUGAUGCUGAUGACGAUGACGUCCCCCGUUCUGCCGAUUCUCCGGUGUCCCUUCGAAAGGACAAGUUAAUGCGACCCACUUCCGCGUGUCCGAAACUGACGUCAGCGGUACACGACGUGUCGAGGAGCUACCUAAAUACCUGGGCGCGGUAAUAAACGGUCGAUUGAGCGACCGCGGUGUAAAUUUGACGGGACGGAACGACAACGAGAGUGGUCGUAUCGAGAGCGAACCAUGCGACAUCGUCCCUCGCUGAUGAACCGGAUUAAACGGAUCGUUUGCGCCGGCUACGAUCAGAAAAUCGAGUGUUGGUGCGCGCGAUAGGAUAUAACGCAUUUUCGGUAAGAAGAGACCUAGCCGAGAUUCCUCGCGAUGAUCUUCUUGUCGUGAAGGGAUGAAGGGAAUGAAAGCGUAUCUGGUAUUCCUCGUAAAACUCGAGUCGAUUUAUAAAUCGGAUGUUGGGACGAUUAGAUCGAUGUGCAAUGUUGAUGAGAACUAAAACGUCGUUGUGUAUAAUUUCUAAAUUUUCUUGUGUAUUUUUGUUUCUUUGUUGCGACUACUUGUAUUAUACUUCACGGAAGUUUAAUUGAUGCACGUUCUUGUCUGAGGUCACCUAAAGAUUUUAUAAAUUUUCCGCUAAUGGCUGAAGCUUCUCCAAUGAACUGGAAGAGCUUUAAUAAGGAGAUUGGAAGCGGAGCUUUUUGCUCGCUUACUUUAUUUCAAAGUUUAAGGGAAUUUAUAUUUUUUGACAUAUUUUAAUAUUUUUAUUUUCUAUUGAUUAUAUUAGUUGUGUUUGAUAAGAAACAUUUUCAUCCCUUUAUUUUUUCUAAAAAAUAUAAUUCCUGUAUAAGAAGGUUCAUCAUC
Camponotus floridanus (Florida carpenter ant) is the source of this 4284-nucleotide messenger RNA. RefSeq names its product alkaline phosphatase. Gene Ontology annotation, molecular function: alkaline phosphatase activity. The transcript has 9 exons. NCBI's taxonomy places the organism in Eukaryota, Metazoa, Arthropoda, Insecta, Hymenoptera, Formicidae. Bases 1681 to 3492 code for a protein of 603 amino acids. The record is from RefSeq and is a predicted model, not a curated record. Gene Ontology annotation, biological process: dephosphorylation.